GUGAAUAUGCCCCAAAACGCGCGCGUUGCUCUUUUUUGCCAUCCGGUGGUAGGUUGUGAUUAGGUAAAAGAUUUAAGUGAUGAAAUUUGACAACUCAUUAUCAUAAUGAAAAGAUUCUCGCCGUGCUGUAGAGAGUGAUGCGUGAUGCUUGGAAUAAGCAAUUCAGUGAUCAAAGAAAAUACUCCAAGGAGCAUUAUCAAAGUAAAUGUAUUAUCAAGGAAGGAUGAAAUUUAUGCGCAUCGAAGUGGAGUAGUACAGACGACCCAACGAGUGUCAGUCUGAAGUGGUCGGAAUUAUUUCGUUUGAUCCGAAAUUAAAAAAGUGGUGAACGUAUGAGAUUGCAUGUGUAUGUGAUGUGGCUAAAUUAAAACAUGAAAAAGGUGUUGUUCUUACGUCUGGAAAAAGCCACACAAAGUUAUCACCAACUUGUGGGAAAGUCAUUGGUUGCAACAGAUCUGAUAUGAGUGUAUAAAUCACGCCAAUUGAAGAAAUUUAGGAAACGAGUGAGCUUGUGGUGAAGAAAAGAAAUAAAUGCUAGCAAAUGUGUACAAAAGUUAUUCCUAUUCAAAAUUGUAAUCGUUAGCUCCGAAGCAGUGAAGAAGAAUACUAUUGAAAACGGAAUUUACAGCAAAACGACUACACGUCAGUGGAUUAAUAACUCGCAGGAGAAAUUUAAAUUUUGCAUCUGAAGAGAAAUACCACAACUACAGGAAGAAUGCGAGUUGCAGACGGAAUCGCCUUUCAUUAUGCAAACAACAUCACACUGAAUAGUAGCGAUGUAGAAAUCAUCCAUGAGCAAGAUGUUCUGUAUGAUGUUCCGGUGGGGCUGAUCGUGCUGCUAUCGAUUUUCUACGGUACAAUCAGUAUUCUAGCUGUGAUAGGAAACUCGUUGGUGAUAUGGAUCGUCCUGACGACCAAGCAAAUGCAAACGAUUACAAACAUGUUCAUAGCUAACCUGGCCCUGGCGGACGUCACCAUUGGAAUGUUUGCCAUCCCGUUCCAAUUUCAGGCGGCCGUUCUGCAGCGGUGGAACCUGCCGGAUUUUAUGUGUCCGUUUUGCCCGUUUGUGCAACUGCUGAGCGUCAACGUUUCAGUCUUUACCUUGACGGCUAUUGCCGUCGACCGACAUCGGGCCAUAAUAAAUCCGCUUAGGGCACGUGCAUCAAAAAACAUCUCCAAAUUCGUCAUCAGUGCCAUCUGGAUGCUGUCGUUUGCGCUGGCCGCACCGACCCUGUUUGCUCUGCGGGUGGUUCCUAUAUCAAUAGUCAGUCUCAACGAAACCAACGAAACCUACGUCAACAUCACGAAACCAUUCUGCCAAGUGGUCAACUUCGAGGAGUCCGAGAUGCUACUCUACCGGUACAUCCUGACUUUGGUGCAGUACUUCGUCCCACUGUGCGUCAUCAGCUUCGUCUACAUUCAGAUGGCUCUGCGGUUGUGGGGCUCGAAAACACCCGGCAAUGCACAGGACUCCCGGGACAUAACGAUGCUGAAGAACAAGAAAAAGGUCAUCAAGAUGUUGAUAAUCGUGGUGGCGCUGUUUGCUUUCUGCUGGUUUCCGCUGCAACUGUACAACGUCCUGCAUGUCACGUGGCCCGAGGUGAACGCGUACCGAUACAUCAACAUCAUUUGGUUCGUUUGCGAUUGGCUCGCUAUGAGCAACAGCUGCUAUAAUCCGUUUAUAUAUGGCAUCUACAAUGAAAAGUUCAAACGUGAAUUCCACAAGCGAUAUCCCUUCCGUGGCCGGGGUCAAAGCUACCAGCAGGAGCAGCUGACCGAUAAGACCCUCUCGAUGUUCACCCGCGUUAGUUCGAUACGGUCCAAUUACGCGACAUCGUCCAUACGGAACAAGCUCUACACGAGGACGGGUGGCACCGCCGGUGGAGGAUACACUAGUAGCACUUCUUACCAUAAUCAUAAUCCCGUACAGCAGCAACAGCAGCUGCCGCCAUCGCAGCAGUACAAAUCCCCUAAUCCGAACAUUCAGCGUAUCAACGACAACAACUGUCAAACGAUGACCGAUAGCAUUCAAACGGAGUCAAAAUGCUGUCCCUGUCGGCAGCAUGCGAGUAAGGUUCCGUUCCGAGAUUCCCAGCAACAUUCGGCAGCGCAUGAAAGUCAGUUUCUCGGUCCCACCGAUGGCAUUUGUGAUAGCAUGAAACUGGAUAAAAUUGCCCUCGAUCACCCCCAUCCGGACAGUGCAGAUGAUGAGGAGCAACAAACUUGCUCCAGGCAUGUCGUCGAACAGGAUGAACAGCAGCAACUAACUUCCGGUGGAGGUGAAGGCCAGCGGAGUCAACGGUUUCACCUUUACUGCAACAAUCUGAAGAAUUUCAACGAACUAUACGACUAAAGAAGAAUUUCGAUGGAUGUGUUUAACUUUCUGCUGAAAUCGUGAUACAACCGUUGAUGAUGGUGUAAAUGUUGAAAAUCUUUCUGUACGUACUGUUUGAAAAAAAUUAACGGAGAGAAGAGAAGCAAAACAGUCUCGAAACACAUAUUUAUUGAAGUUUUAUUCAAUUUCCUUCUGAACGAAGCCAAAGAUCGCAUUAUGGCGGAAGAUAAAUAUAUUUGUACCU
Ochlerotatus camptorhynchus is the source of this 2579-nucleotide messenger RNA. RefSeq names its product substance-K receptor-like. Gene Ontology annotation, molecular function: neuropeptide Y receptor activity. The transcript has 8 exons. Gene Ontology annotation, biological process: G protein-coupled receptor signaling pathway. The record is from RefSeq and is a predicted model, not a curated record. Gene Ontology annotation, cellular component: plasma membrane. Lineage: Eukaryota; Metazoa; Arthropoda; Insecta; Diptera; Culicidae. Bases 716 to 2353 code for a protein of 545 amino acids.